CAAGGCACUCCGCUCUGCAAAUGGGAUUAUUUCUCCUCGUCGUCUCAGAUAAAGUUUCUUCCUAACUAGAACUGACCAAGAACUUAGUAAAUAUUCAGAACUUUCUGUGAGGGGACGGACAUCACAAUCAAACCUUAUUGAGUAGGACUAGGAGCAUCAGCAGAAAUGAUCCUCAGCGCUCAAAAUAUUACGGCCACAGAGGGCAGCACAGUAACCCUGCAGUGUCAUCUGCCCAUAGGUGGCACCACAGUCACCCAGGUCAACUGGAACUACUGCAACAACGUGCACAUCGCGUUUCAUGUCAGUAACUAUGACAUCGAAGGGAUGGUGCCCAACGAGUUCUCAGACCGCGUGUCCUUAGCAAAGGAUUAUGGGAUUACUAUACAAGGCGUCAGGAGGAACGAUAGCGGGCAGUACUGCUGCAUCUUCAACACCUUCCCGCUUGGCAAGUUUACUGGCAAGAUUUACCUACAGGUUUUAUCUCCAGACACUUGGUUACAUAAUCCUUAUUUGUGGAUCGGCUCUGCACUCGGGGUCCUUCUUGUGGUCGCUGCUAUAGGUGCCGGGAUCUUCUAUUACAAGAAAAACAUUAAGACCUUCUACACCAAUAUCACCCCCUCAAGAGCGAAAUCAGGAGGAUCAAAUCCGGCCCCGAUCCUAACACCAUCCAAUCGGCCCCCGAACGGGUCAACAAAUGAAGAGAAGGAAAACAAUGAAUAUUUUAAUAUCAUCUUGUAUAACAUGUAAAAUGCUGGAAGGAAGAAGAAGUGUGAGUGACUCAUAAUUUGUAACCCCGUUUCUUCUGAGUAUGGAAAUAACCCAUAUGUGGAUGUAAAG
Messenger RNA from Hyla sarda, 837 nucleotides. RefSeq names its product T cell immunoreceptor with Ig and ITIM domains (gene TIGIT). The record is from RefSeq and is a predicted model, not a curated record. Gene Ontology annotation, cellular component: cell surface. NCBI's taxonomy places the organism in Eukaryota, Metazoa, Chordata, Amphibia, Anura, Hylidae. Gene Ontology annotation, biological process: negative regulation of T cell activation; negative regulation of interleukin-12 production; positive regulation of interleukin-10 production. Gene Ontology annotation, molecular function: signaling receptor binding. The transcript has 5 exons. Bases 166 to 747 code for a protein of 193 amino acids.